Menidia menidia (Atlantic silverside) is the source of this 2283-nucleotide messenger RNA. The record is from the annotation of a GenBank genome assembly. Lineage: Eukaryota; Metazoa; Chordata; Actinopteri; Atheriniformes; Atherinopsidae.
CCUUUGCCUCUGUCUCUCUGUCCAAUCUCAUGCUGCUGUAAACUGACACCAAAUACUCACAGGCGUGUGCAGGACGGGUUUGUUUUAACUCUCCCCUUGUUCCAGUGUUGUGUACUUACAUGUGGUGAACCUGAGGGCGACGAACAUCUGGUUGGGAGGGAUGUGUGCGUUUGUAUGUGAGGAGAAGACGCUGUGAAGAAAGCCUUCUCUCAAAAAGAAGGACGUCUUUGGAAGAAUCCAGCAGUAACUUUUAGACCAGCUGGAGGGGCAGAAUGGACGGGGAAGUUGAAACAAUGACCGCUGGCCUCGACAGUCCUCUGAGCCCGAGGCACCUGACCGGACUUGGGAUGAGCUGUCUUCUCUCUCCAAAGUACAGACACUCUGGGCCGGGCCUUGCCAGUCCUCAGGAGUACAGCCAGUGGUUGCCUAACCGCCACGAUGCCAGCUUACUGCCAAUGAAAGAAGACCUGUCCCUCUGGCUCAACACCAUGAUGGGUGUGAACCUCACAGCAAACACUCUGAUGGAGAGGUUGGAUAACGGCAUUCUCCUCUGUCAGCUGGCACAGCUGCUCCAAGAGAAGAUGAUCCAUGCCAACAGUGGAAAGCCUUUUGUAAGAAGAGUGAUCCAGUGGCGAGCUGAUGCAACGUCUGGAUCAUUUUUUGCCCGAGACAACACAGCCAACUUCCUUUAUUGGUGUCGAAAGAUUGGCGUUGACGGGGCUUACCUAUUUGAGUCUGAGGAUUUAGUCCUGCACAAGCAGCCUCGGGAGGUGUGCCUGUGCCUGAUGGAGGUGGGACGGAUUGCAGCCAGGUAUGGAGUGGAGCCACCAGGGCUGGUGAAGUUGGAAAGAGAGAUAGAGAGGGAGGAGGGCUUGCUAUCUCCAUCAUCCCCCCUUUCAUUUUUUCCUCCCACAUCGCUGUAUUCACCAUCGCAAUCCUCCCUCCCCUCAGCCCCCAGCACUCCACCUGCUCCUCUCGCUCAGAGCACAACCUGUCUACCUGAACCCCUCUCCGCCUCCCUCUCGUCUGAUCUUCCAUCAGCCACAAUAAACCCGGUGCCCACAUGCUCUUCCCCUCCUCUGCCCUCCCUCUCAGGCUCUAACCCUUGUACAAGUGCAGCUUCAACACAAACACCUUUGUUCUCUUCGUCCUCCGCCACGAACACAUCUGCCUCAGCUUUGCCGUCAGCAGCAUCACCAGGUCCACCUGUAGUAUCCACGGCCAAAGUCUGCCCCACCACAAUAGACAAACCCCCCCCACCAGCUGCACCAACCAUCACCUCUACAGCCACGGCCGUUUCUCGCUCAUCUAACAAAUCCACAAGCCGGAAGAGCACAAGCACAAGUGUUUUGGACGAUAUUGUGAGGAACAUUGUUGAGAGCCCCCCCUGCAGCUGUCCUACCAGAUUCCCUGUUGAGAAGCAACCCAAAGGCUGCUACCGUGUCGGGGACAAAGUUCUUUACAUUCGAAUGCUGAAUGAGCGCCAUGUGAUGGUGCGUGUUGGCGGGGGAUGGGAGACCUUUUUGAGUUACCUGCAGAAACACGACCCCUGCCGAGGCGGAAGAGCGCCGGUCAGCAGAUCGGAGGUCGGGGUCUGUCGAAGCAAAGCAAAGCCACCAAACCUGAAUGUCUCACCCGACAGUUACAUGGUGGUCGGUGCUCAUUACCGCGGUAAGAAGUAGAUUCUCAAAGUGGUGGCAGUAGUGCAAAAAACUUCAUCCGAGCAAACUGUUCUCUGUCAGUGAAUCAGCAUGUAGUUCACAAACCCUUUUUACCUCAAAUUCUAAAGGAAACACAACUGUAUCUGCCUACAAUUUGCAGAUAUUGCUGCUCUGCAAAUAACUGGCAAUGAGCUUAAUGUCAUCAAUUGUCAAGCAUACUCUCCUUUUACCUCUUAGGGCCGCAUGUAAUAUAUUUGGUACAGAUUUCUUAGGCCUAUUGCACCUUCAUAUAAACAGGAAAAACCCUGGGAUAUAAAAUAUUUCCUUUUUUGGGUUUUUUUUUUUACAGUACAAUGUGUACAAAAUAUCCAUACAUUUGAUUAAAAAACCUGUGUUCACAUUUGUUUGUUGUUUUUUCAUAUUUCGCUAAAGUGAAAAACAACUUCAGAUAAAACUGUCUUCUUGGAUCAGGCUUUUUAGGGUUGAAACGGUUGUACUCUGAUGUGUUGGUACUUUUUGGCUGUUUGUUUGAUAAAAUUAAAAACUUAAGUACUUUUCUGGUGUGACAGAUAAAAGAGGUAACUGUUGGAUGCAACAUUAGAUGUUACUGUAUGUAAUUUAA